GAAACCCCAGCUGGCCUAAAGGACCACGUGUGCGUCCCUUAAAUAUCCCUUUUUUAAAAGUUGGCAUAAAUAUAUGGGAAAGAAGCGUGAUUGUAAUGCUGAGCGUCUUAAUCGGUCGUUUCUUUUUUAAUUGUGUUAUAUGAAUAGAAAUUAGAAUAAUAACACCCUGUCUUUUUAAGGCAGCAGAAUUAGCUUUAUCAGUCCCAUCGUUGGGACUUCGUGAGUCACACCGGAAGUGGGGAUUUCCUAUCUUUGAGAAAAGUUGGAUUAAUAAAUAAAAGGGAUUUAAACACACGUUACGUUACAGUCUCGCCGCGCAUCACGUUAAAGCAGGUUUGCUGAAGAGUUGCUAGUCAACACCGAGUUAUUAUUGGAGUCCUGAAGACCGGCGAUAACUUACUGCUGUGUUAUACGCCAUCCAGUAAUCAAGGAGGUUCCAUGAGCAUUAGAAGAAACGGCUGCUACGUAUCAAAGACUUGACUUUGGCAUACAAGUCUUAAGAAGCACCCCCCACUCCCCACCCAGAGAUGUCGAUGGCACUCAAGCAAGUGUUCAACAAGGACAAAACAUUCCGGCCCAAGCGCAAGUUUGAGCAGGGCACCCAGCGCUUCGACCUGCAUAAGAAGGCCCAGGCGUCUCUGAACGCCGGGCUGGAUCUGAAGCAGGCUGUGCUGCUGCCUCACGGGGAGGGGCUCAGCGACUGGGUGGCGGUUCACGCCGUGGACUUCUUCAACCGCGUCAACCUGAUCUACGGCACCAUCAGCGAGUCCUGCACCGACGAGUCGUGCCCGGUCAUGUCCGGCGGCCCCAAGUACGAGUACCGCUGGCAGGACGAGCACAAGUACAAGAAGCCCACCGCCCUCCCCGCGCCCAAGUACAUGAGCCUGCUGAUGGACUGGAUUGAGAUGCAGAUCAAUAACGAGGUCAUCUUCCCCACCAACGUCGGUACCCCCUUCCCAAAGAACUUCAUGCAGGUGGCGAAGAAGAUCCUGUCCCGUCUCUUCCGGGUCUUCGUGCAUGUCUACAUCCACCACUUCGACCGUGUCCUGCAGAUGGGGGCCGAGGCGCACGUCAACACAUGCUACAAGCACUUCUAUUACUUCGUCAAGGAGUUCAACCUCAUAGACCACAAGGAGCUGGAGCCGCUGAAAGAAAUGACAGCCCGGAUCUGUCAUUGAAAAUGGAUCAUCUCCCUUCAGACUGUAGAGAGACAAGCUUUGGGGCAACAUUCCAUCUCGGAGACCACUGUGGAGACAGAAAGAGAGUUUAUUUUUAUAUGUGGCUCUUUUUGAGCAAAAAAGAUAUAUGUAUAAAAAUAUAUAAUCUGCUAAAAGUAUCAUAUUUUUGGUGUAACUGAUGUUUUAUGAGUAUUAGCUGUUUUUAAAGCUUUUUUUUUAACUUAGUUGAAACUUUGUUACUGUUGUUUUUGUUAAUGUAAAUUUUAGAAAUCUGUUUUAUAGUGUAACAAAUGUUGGGAUGAAAACUAAACUGUGUGUGACUGCAUCUUAAGUAUAUAAUUGAUAUGCAAUAUUGAUUGCUGUUCGGUUUAAUGGUAAUAAGCAGUCAAUAGAUGCAAGAUAUAUUCUCUAGACAGAAUGUGAGCACAGAAUGACAGCGGUGGAUACAAGCAAACCUAUUUCAUGUCAUCUGUUUAAUAACGUGGAAGUGAAAUUCAGUAAAGAGGUAGCUGCAAAUCAAUCACAUACUUAUUUAAUCAAUGCAAGUUUGACCAAUGAAUCCUGAAGUAGCCACAUCAUAUCCUGACCGCUGGGACCAGAUUGGUUUGCAUUAAGUCUCGGAGGCUAUCUAAGCGCUAAGUGCUAUUCAGAUUAAAAGUGAAACCACUUUGAAAGAAUAUGCAGACUUUGAACGACGUUCGUAAUAAACAGUUUUAUAAUUGCCAAUUCAGCUUCAUACUGUCGAAUUGUGAUCUCCCAGCUACACCCCAGUCUAUGGGCAACAGUACAAGAAAGCCUGACUCGAUGACGCUGCUAGCUUGUGUUUUGGAAGGCAAUGAUCGAAGUUACUGUGAAGCAGUAUUUAUUUUAAUUGGAUUAACGUUUCAUUAAUGAGCCAUCUUAGCUAGAAAGAUAACUGGACUAAAUCAUCCCUCCUCAGUAGGAUAGGAGGUCGUGGAAUAUUCCAGGGACGCUUCAGAAGACAAAGAGGCUGCUUCCCUAGCUUGCUGUUUGCUCCAUUUUUUUGAAAUGUAGUACUUUAGUGGUGAACUCUGUUUGUUCUCCCGUAGUUGGCUAUAUUUGUCCCUUAAUAGCCAGAUAAUAUUCACUUGUUAAACAGUAACAGGAUGCCCUUCAGAUUAGGAAGAGGGGGGCACAAUGCAUGCUGCAGUGUGAAAUGGGUUACACUUAUUAAAUGCAUACAAUACUAUUUAGGGUUGGCUAGGUUGUUAUUAUGUGUAUAAAAGGAUGAUUUACCAGUGUCCUUUGAUUACUUCUCAUGGCCCUCAGUAGCAAUUAAAUUCCAUUUAAGAUUAAAAUCAACUGUGCUUUUUGUCGGCUCAACAAAGCAAGUCCACGGUGAGAUACUGUAGCUUUAGCUGUCAGAUCACUUGUUUCCAAAGAAAAAGCCCUGAUCUUUUGAAAGUGGAUUUUUCGUAACACAGAUUUACAUGUCUAGUAGCAAGUACACUGCCAGGUUUGUGGAAACCAGUCAUUGUAUAGAAGAAAAACCCAGAUUUGAAAAGGAUGCAUCAUUAGUUUAUUAAAAACAUGUGGCACUGCGGAUUAAACCAGAAGGGAGGUUGAGUAAACACUCUCUAUUACCAAUCGGGGUUCUGUAGCUUUUAGACUGAUUCACACACCAAUUGUGCAACCCAUCACUGAGGGCGAUUUCUGUCUAGUCAAUCCGGAGUUGAAUUUGUCUCAUCUUUUAACUCCAACCUCGAGGCAUCAGUUCCAGUCUUUAGAUAUCAAUGGAUAUUUUGUUUGCAUUUUUAAUUUAUUUAAUAAUUUCAAGGAGUUGUCUUUUGUCUUUGUACUUGAUGGAUAAUUAAUGGCAUCAUGUUGAGGUUUUAAAUUAAACGAUGGGAGACUUGGUAUUAUUAAAAUACUUGACUUGUUUCGCCUUUAACACUCCCCAUGUGUUUUAAUGAGCCAGAACUGCUAUGUUAUAGCUGGGAUGCCUGUCCCACCAGCUGCUGAGGGACUGUGGGGUUUUAAAGGCAUUAGAGUGGACCAGCACAACACAGAUUCCUGCCUUUUCUUUGUCGCCUCUGACUAUUGUGUUUACUGGUACAGAAUCUUCCAAGACUAGUGCCUGCUUCAGCUCUGUAGUGUUAAAGACAUCUGUAUUAAUUUAAUUAACAGGCAAGCUGGGGGCAGGGUUUGGAUGUGUUACAGAUUACAUGUGUAUUUAAUUUGAUGCUUUUAGGUUUAUAUAUAUAAUGAGAUAUACAAUAAAGCCACGUUAUUUUAUGAAA
This is a messenger RNA of Acipenser ruthenus (sterlet), 3439 nucleotides long. Its product is annotated as MOB kinase activator 3A. Gene Ontology annotation, cellular component: cytoplasm; nucleus. NCBI's taxonomy places the organism in Eukaryota, Metazoa, Chordata, Actinopteri, Acipenseriformes, Acipenseridae. The coding region runs from base 528 to 1178 and encodes 216 amino acids. Gene Ontology annotation, biological process: positive regulation of protein phosphorylation; signal transduction. The transcript is spliced from 5 exons. Gene Ontology annotation, molecular function: protein kinase activator activity. The record is from RefSeq and is a predicted model, not a curated record.